This is a messenger RNA of Aspergillus alliaceus, 243 nucleotides long. RefSeq lists its product as uncharacterized. NCBI's taxonomy places the organism in Eukaryota, Fungi, Ascomycota, Eurotiomycetes, Eurotiales, Aspergillaceae. Bases 1 to 243 code for a protein of 80 amino acids. The transcript has 2 exons. The record is from RefSeq and is a predicted model, not a curated record.
AUGGACCGCGACGCGGGCGCAGAUGAAACCGCCUGGACGAGUGCUUCGGAGGCCCGUCGAGUCGACUUUGAUGAUACCAAGCCGUCAUUCAUGAGCACUCCCUCUCCUGUUCAUGAAGCUAACGCUACUAGCCAGCCUGCUAUGCUUCACAGAUUGCUCUAUACUUUGCACUGGCUCGAUGCGACCCAUCUAGCCCUGAUGUCUGGGCCUGUAUCACGAGCCUUCACCAGCAUGAAGACCUAG